Molecule: messenger RNA, 807 nt
Organism: Ambispora gerdemannii
Lineage: Eukaryota; Fungi; Glomeromycota; Glomeromycetes; Archaeosporales; Ambisporaceae
Source: the annotation of a GenBank genome assembly
AUGACAAGCAAGAACAAAAAACCGUCUCCUUCAUGGAACGAAUGGAAAUUUGAUUUAGCAAGGAGAUCCUUACUUGCUAUCCAACGACAGGAGGGAAGUAAAGAAGCGAACCAAAAGGGAAUCGUUGUUGCCAACAACGUAUCAGUCAAAACCUAUAUCUAUGAAGUACCUCUCGAUCCCCACGCAAUGGUGCAAGGAGAAUUGAGUGUUGUGAUGGGUAACUGGAACCGCCGAUUAUUAUCCGUAAUAGGAGAGGUGGACAUCAUUGUUGGCCCAAGAAGUGUUUAUCGCCCCGAUCUUAGUAUCCGACCAAACCGGCGUCAACGACCUCCGUUCAGACAGGCAAUCAACUCAUCAGGAAACCCUUACCCAACCAUGGUUGUGGAAAUUGGAAAUACAGAGAGUGUCCGCAGUUUGCAUGAACUAGUAGCAGGAUACUUUUCUCCACGAACUACUAUUCAAAUCUAUUUGGCCAUUAAGUUAUUUCCUCCUCGUCAGGAUGGACUUUACUUACGUAACAAUCAAAAUCCAAUUGUACCCACUAUCGCAAAGUCUUUUGGGACAGCACCUCUUCAUGUUUCCGUGCAAAACUAUCUUCAUAAUUUUGCAGGUUUUCCGGCUGAUGGAAUUACUGGCGUUGGAUUUGGAUCAGGUCCCUGUAAUGGUGCCAAUCUUCCGGACUAUCAAAUUGCCAUCCCUACAAUCUCACUUUUUAAUGGUGUUAUUGGUGGCGUUCCUAAUGGGGUACCCAAUAAUUUUAGCAUAGAUUUAUGGGAUUUGCAUGAUGCAAUACUAAAUCGUUUGUAA